UAAUUUACUCCUUUUUUGUAAUGUUCAAUUUACUCAAUUGUAUAAAAAAUAUCUGUUUUAAACUACUGUUACUGAUAGCUUCAGUAAAUAUAUAGACUAUUUAUAGCCUGAUGCUGCAAAGGAGUGCGGCUAAUUCAACUGAGGGUUUGGCAUGGGGUAAUAAGUGACCAGUGCCAGCUCAAGCAAGCGUGAGGCCCGACGCGAGUUUAGUUUGCGAGGCCUUCAAUGAAAACCUAAAAAAAAGAGAGUGGUUGAAGAGUACUAAUGUGCGAGGGUAAAAUCGUGUUUUUUUAUAUAAUUGUCUUUUAAAUAUAUAAAAUAUAUAAACAUAUAUAAAUAAAAUAUAAUAUAUAAACACUCAAUAGUGUCACUAGUUAUUAUAUUGAGCAAAAGUACAUGCUGUAAUAUGUUUUUCACAAAAAAGAUAUAUUAUGCACAUUAUUAUUUUUAUUUUGAUUAUUAAAUCAUCUAUAGAAAACUUAAAAAAAAAUUCCUGCCUAAUGGGGUUCUGCAGGGCCUUUUUAGAAAGCUAGAGAUAGAUAUAUACCUCUUUAUCUAGCUUUUCACAGAGCAUUGCCCCUUUAGGCACGAGGCCCCACAAGGCCCCAUUGCUCGCAUAUGGUCUGAGCCGGCCCUGUAAGUGACUGGGGCCCCAUCUCUGGCUUAAAAUAAGACUUUUUGCAUAACUGGCCCCGGCCCAGGCAAAAUUAUAAGAUUUAGCAGGGGUUGAUAGGGACGGAUACAUUAAAAGAUUGCAACUUGUUGAAUAAAAAGCAAUGCAAGAAUGAGUUUUGGUUUAUCGUUGUAGAGAUAAAAGCUCAUUUGAGCACUGACCAUGAUUGUAUUUGUAGAAAAAAAGAAAAAAAUUUAACCUUAAAACAAUCAGAGAGUGGGUCAAGCUUGGCAGAUGAAGCAGGUCUAAUUACAUUUACAAAGUGGUUUUAGACUUCGUCUGAGAGUAAGAAGGUUAUUAUUCAUCAAUAUAAAGAAAUGAGUUUUGUUGUCUAACAAAAAUUGUGGAUUUCAAGUCCAGAAUUUAAAUUUAUAAGCCACUGCAAACCUUACGCUGUUACAGAAGAGAGAUCAGAUUUAAAAUUAACUGCUUGUUCUAAUCAAUUAAAAAGUGAAGAUUUUUUGUCAAGAAAAGAGUUUAAAGUUGAAUCUUCAACAAAUAGAGCCACUUUAGAUUUCACGAAGAUCAUUAUUGUAGAUAACAAACAAUACAGGAGCAAAGACAGAACCUUGUGAUACUUAAAGUUACUUGAAGUAAAGAAGAGUGUAGGUCUUCAAAAAUAACUUAACUACUAAAUUUAGAAAGAAAUAACUUAAUAACCUCAAACCUUUAUAUAAAGAAAAUAAUAACAGAGUGAAGACUAAUCGUAGGAUAGUUGAAGAGGUCAAAGUGUUUUUUAGAGUUUUGAAAAAUCGGAACCACUUAUUUAGCACUUUUUAAAAGUUUAGCAAAAAUGAAAAGAGUUCUUGAGAAUACUUUUUCAAGACUAUAAUGGAGAUCUUGUCUGGAGCACAAACUGUAGAAGUGUUUAAUUGAGAAUUAACUUUAGCAUUGGAAGCCAGAGUGAUUUCGAUGUUUAACAACAGGUUAAUCUGUUUAACUGUCAGGAAGAGUAUGGCCAUUAUAUUCACGAGUCAUAUUAGAGUAAGAUUUUUUUGCAAAUAACUCUGCUUUAUUCUUUAAAAAGAUAAGACCCAUGAAUUAGAGAUUAAAUGUUAGACUUACUUUAGUUAAUAACAUUGUUGAAGACUAACCAAAAGUCUUUAGAACCUAUCAUCUGAUAUAAGAUUAAGUAAACAAGUUUGUUAUUCUCGGUUUAAUUAAUCUGACAAAAUUAAGUAAACUGAGAAUAACAGAGCUUAACAUCAGACAGGGCCCUUUUUACUUUGGCUUCUUGGAAUAAUAAAAGGGCAUUUGUUCUUAAAUGAGAUGUUCUUGUAAAAAAGAUGAAAUAAAUGAUUAAUAAAGCAACUGCUCAAGUGAAAAAUGUGGAGUAGAAUGAGGCUUGACUUAAAAUUAAAGAGAAUGAAUUAAAGCUUCCAAACUUUUAUUCCAGAUGAAAUAAAAGUUACCAAGAUGUGCUUUAUGCAUACAUAUUAUGGAUAUAAACAUAUAUGUUUGCUAUUUAUAUUAGGGAUGUACCGAAGCUUCGACAAUUUUGCUAAAGCUUCAGUUUGGCCAAGCCAUGGGCUUUUUUUGCCGAAGAAAAUGAAAUUUUUAAGUUUCUAAGCAUUAAACUUUUUUAAGAUUCUAAGCUAUAGGUUAGAAUCUUUAAUUACUUUAAAAUAUUUUUUGGUAUGUUACAGUAUACUUGGACAUUACUAAGCUGGCAUUUGACUGAGGAAGACAUCUUUUAAACGUUCAAACGACGUCUGUUUUCCGAAUAAAACAUAGUUGAACAUUCAAAAUACUUCUUUUUCUUUUCUUCUUGACUAAAUAACGACUGCUUAAUGAGAAAUACAGUUGUGAAGAUUAAUUGAAUCCAGCAACGGCUUUUAGAGGUGGCAAGGCUGUGUGAAGAGCAGCCAAAAACAACACGAUAGUGUAUGGAAAGUAAAGUUACUUAAUGAAACACAUUGAUCUACAAAUAUAGGUUAAUUGGUUAUUUAUGACUUUGAUUUUUUUUAAUUCAAAUACAAAUAUUGUUUAUUUUAAUAAAUAUUAUUAAAGGUAAUAAACUAAUUAAACAUUAUGUUUCAAUUUUAAGAAUUGUUAUUAUAACUUUAAGUUAUCCAUUAGCACAUUAUGGAUACCUCAUCGCGAAGUAAAAAUCCCUUAUGGAGUUAUUUUAAAGUGAGUGAUGAAGAUGUUGGCAAAGCCAUCUGCAUACUUUGCAAGAAGAUUUUGUCUAGAGGAAGUAAAGACGCACACAACAUGUCAACAACAAAUUUACAAAACCAUCUGAAAAAAGCACAUUACAAUAUACAUAGCAUGAUUCUUUCUCAGAAGAAAACUGUUAACCACGAAUCUUUACCAGGUCCAAAUGAAAAAUCUAUAAAAGAAUUUUGCACUACUCAAACAAUAUGCUCAGAUAGAACAAGUUCUGCUGAAUCAGUGCAAAUCAUUAUUAGCAUUGCCACAGAUGAAACACAGGGAAGCUCACGUGUGUCUAAUAACACAAUUGCCUUUUUUCAAAGAGCAUUGACACAGGUCUUACUGCAGGAGAUUUUGCAAAGAAAAGAAUUGUGUCAACUUGACAAUCCUAAGGCUCAAGCUAUUACCAAGCUUAUUCGAGAAAUGAUAUAUUUAGAUUUGCAGCGAUACUGUAUUGUUGAAGAUAAAGGUUUUACCCAACUUUUAAAGAAUUUAGCUCCAAACUAUACAAUACCUAGUCAAAAGUAUUUCUCCACAAUAGUCAUUCCACUGAUGUAUGAAACCAUAAAAGCCAAAGUAAAAUAUGAGCUGGAUCAAGCAGAUUUCCUAAGUUUAACUAGUGAUGGUUGGACCUGUCAGCACACAAUUUAAUCGUAUUACAGUUUAACUGCUAGAUUUGUAACACAUGAGUUUACAGUUAAACAUGUCAUCUUACAAGUUACACACUUCCCUGAGUCUCACACAGGGCACAAUAUAAGUAAAUUCAUAAAUGAAGCGCUACAAUCAUGGGAAUUUCCCCAUGAAAAAAUUCAUGCAGUUUUAACUGAUAAUGCACCCAAUGUAAUGGCUGCCAUUAAAGAGUCAAAUGUGGGCGAUAAAUAUCUUUUAUGUAUGGUACAUACUUUACAAUUUUGUAUUCUGAAAAAGAUCUUUAGAGAACAAAGAACAGCAAGUGAUGCAAUCGCUGUUUUUUGAGCAUUAGCAGGACAUUUCAACCAAUCAUCUAGUGCUGUGGCUAAACUAAAAGAAAUUCAAAGUCAAAUAAAAUUGCAUAGAGCAUAACGUAAUUCAAGAUGUUUCCACCAGAUGAAAUUCGACAUGCUAUAUGCUUGAGAGGUUCAUUGAGCAGAAAAAAGCUAUUACAUUGUAUUGCAUUACCAGAAAUCACACAAAUGCAAAAAAUCCUACUGAAUAUCAAUGGCAACUUGUUGAAAUGCUUGUAUGCACGUUAAAACACUUUGAAAGUACUACAAAAGACAUGAGUCAAGAAACUGCAUGUAUAUCAAAGAUUAAACCAUUUAUCUAUGCAAUGGAAAAGUUUCUAGACUACGCUUGUGACACUGCAACUGAAAUCAAAACUGUUGUUGAUGAAAGAUUUUAACUGUUGUUCUCAAAAAUACAAGGAUAAUGUUGAUCUAAAAAUUGCGAUGAUGCUUGAUCCUCGUUUCAAGUUUAAGUUUAUUGAAGACAAGAAUUAUAAUAUGUUUAGAACAAGUAAAAGAAAUUGAAUUUGGUGUAGCAAGGUAGUGAAUCAGACUCAGAAAAAUCAUUAAGUUCAUUUUCAGAAUCUAAAAUUCAUGAGUCCGACUCAGAUUUUAAUGGCCAUGGCUCUCCAUUAAAAAAAAAAAACUAAUGAGCAUGGACAUAUAUAGCUUGUUCCACCAAUUCGAUGCAAAUGAGUAUGCUUUACAAAAUUCAGAAAAUUCGGACGGACGAAGAAAAAAGAGAAAAAACACUAGUUUAAUGGAAAAAACUCUAACUGUCAAAGAAAAAUGGUGAGAAAACAUUAUUAUCUAUUUAUGAUUUUUAUAUUGUUUAUACAUUAAUUAUUUAAGUUAAAUUGGUAAUUAUAUCCUUUUCUAUAUUUCAUGUUCCUUUUGUAUUUUCUAUAGCCAUUUUAAAUUUUUGAU
Hydra vulgaris (swiftwater hydra) is the source of this 4737-nucleotide messenger RNA. Its product is annotated as zinc finger BED domain-containing protein 4-like. NCBI's taxonomy places the organism in Eukaryota, Metazoa, Cnidaria, Hydrozoa, Anthoathecata, Hydridae. The record is from RefSeq and is a predicted model, not a curated record. Gene Ontology annotation, molecular function: DNA binding.